GGGGCGCCUGGUCCCGGGAUGGAGGCGAACGGCCGGUCUCCGAGCUUCUUCUCUCAGGGUAGCACGGACCCCAAGCUUUUGCCAGGUCCUGUGGAGAUGUGCCCCGAGGAGGCGCUCUUGAAGGUGACAGGCCGCCUCAUGCUGUCUGUGGGAGGGGCAGUGCUUGGAUCUCUGCAGUUUGGCUACAACACUGGCGUCAUCAAUGCCCCCCAGAAGGUGAUCGAGGAGUUCUACAACCAGACGUGGAUCCACCGCUAUGGGGAGCCCAUCUUGCCCACCACACUCACCACGCUCUGGUCCCUGUCAGUGGCCAUCUUCUCUGUUGGAGGAAUGAUUGGGUCCUUCUCUGUGGGCCUCUUUGUUAAUCGCUUUGGCCGGCGGAACUCCAUGCUGAUGAUGAACCUGCUGGCCUUCGUGUCUGCUGUGCUCAUGGGCUUCUCGAAACUGAGCAAGUCCUUUGAGAUGUUGAUCUUGGGCCGCUUCAUCAUCGGCGUAUACUGCGGCCUGACCACGGGCUUCGUGCCCAUGUAUGUUGGGGAGGUGUCACCCACAGCUCUUCGUGGGGCUCUGGGCACCCUGCACCAGCUGGGCAUCGUUGUUGGCAUCCUGAUUGCCCAGGUGUUCGGCCUGGACUCCAUAAUGGGCAAUGAGGAGUUGUGGCCCCUGCUGCUCAGUGUCAUCUUCGCCCCAGCCCUGCUCCAGUGCAUCCUGCUGCCCUUCUGCCCCGAGAGCCCCCGCUUCCUGCUCAUCAACCGCAAUGAGGAGAACCGGGCCAAGAGUGUGCUGAAGAAGCUGCGCGGGACAGCUGAUGUGAGCCAAGACCUGCAGGAGAUGAAGGAGGAGAGUCGGCAGAUGAUGCGAGAGAAGAAGGUCACCAUUCUGGAGCUGUUCCGCUCCCCUGCCUACCGCCAGCCCAUCCUCAUUGCCGUGGUGCUGCAGCUGUCCCAGCAGCUGUCGGGCAUCAACGCUGUAUUCUAUUACUCCACGAGCAUCUUUGAGAAGGCGGGAGUGCAGCAGCCGGUGUAUGCCACCAUCGGCUCGGGCAUCGUCAACACAGCCUUUACCGUCGUGUCGCUGUUCGUGGUGGAGCGGGCUGGCCGGCGGACCCUGCACCUCAUAGGCCUGGGUGGCAUGGCAGGCUGUGCCGUACUCAUGACCAUCGCACUGGCAUUGCUGGAGCAGCUGCCUUGGAUGUCCUAUCUGAGCAUUGUGGCCAUUUUUGGCUUUGUGGCCUUCUUUGAAGUGGGCCCUGGCCCUAUCCCAUGGUUCAUUGUGGCUGAACUUUUCAGCCAGGGUCCUCGCCCAGCUGCUUUUGCCGUCUCUGGCUUCUCCAACUGGACAUCAAACUUCAUUGUGGGCAUGUGCUUCCAGUAUGUGGAGCAAUUGUGUGGUCCCUAUGUUUUCAUCAUCUUCACUGUGCUCCUGAUUCUGUUCUUCAUCUUCACCUACUUCAAAGUUCCUGAGACAAAAGGCCGGACCUUCGAUGAGAUUGCCUCUGGCUUCCGGCAGGGGGGAGCCAGCCAAAGUGACAAGACACCUGAGGAGUUGUUCCGCCCUCUGGGAGCUGAUUCCCAAGUGUGAGGUGCCCCACACCACCAGCCCGGCCUGCUCCCAGCAGCCCUAAGGAUGUUUCUGGAGCACAGGCAGCUGGAUGAGACUUCUAAAUUGACAGAUCUCAGCUGAGCCAGGCCUGGGUCUCCUUUCUUCAGCCAGCACCAAUGAUGUCCAGAAGAGUAUUCAGGACUAUAAUGGCUCCAGAGUUUUAACAAAAGCAAGACUGUUGCUCAAAUCUAUUCGGACAAGCAACAGGUUUUCUAAUUUUUUUAUUACUGAUUUUGUUAUUAUUUUUUUAUCAGCCAGACCCUCCUGUCCCCACGCCCCAGGCUUCACCCUGAGUGGCUCAGUGCCUGAGGGUGGGAUCAGGUCCUGUGCAGACACUUGCCUUCUUCACCAAGCUAAUCUUAGGGCUGGACCUAUGACCAAGGACACACUAAUCGAACUAUGAACUACAAGGCUUCUACACUAGGAGGUGGCUGUGGCCACUUCCUUUGCAGGCCUGGAUCUCUCUGCCCUAAGGGUUGGGUUUCAUUUUAGGAUUUGCCCACUGCCAUCUCUUCCUACCCAACCACGCAAAUUAAUCUUUCCUUGUGUAAGACCAGUUGGGAGCACAGAAGUGCAGGGAGGAGAGGGGAAGGGCUGCCAGGUUCUAGUCUCCUAUGCACUGAGGGCCAGACGAUCACCAUGAGAAAAGGCUUUGGGAGGCUAACUUACUGCUGAAGAAGACAUGGACACUUCUGCCCUGCUGUGUAUAGAUGGAAGAUAUUUAUAUAUAUUUUUUGGUUGUCAAUAUUAAAUACAGGCACUAAGUUAUAGUAUAUCUGGACAAACCAACUUGUAAAUACACGACCACACUUCUGUAACUUACCUAAAGAGAUAUAAAUGGCUGGUUUUUAGAAACGUGGUUUUGAAAUGCUUGUGGAUGAAAGGUAGGGAGGUUUGGGUGCGCGUGGGAAAGAAGCAAACAGAGUUGUAACUACUGCAGUGGUUGAUUUUCUGGCUCAGGAUCCCAUCCCUUCCAAACACCUCUAAUCAAUGCCCUUUGUUUAAAAAUCUAUCAUCUAUUACCCAGAGAAAAUCCAAAUUCUUUGACAUUCAAGUUAUUUCCAUCAUAUAUUUGAUAGUGUUCAAACAACAGCUAUUUGCUGACUGUGACGCUUGGGUUUAAUAGGCAUUAUCUUGUAUGUGAAGUACUGUAUAUUCCUUUGGCUCUUUCACAAGCCCUUCUCUAAACCCCACCCCUGAAACAAAAUUAACCAUGUUCUUUUAUGACCCUGGUGAGUUGUUAAGCUGCCUUAAUCUAUCUUUUGGAAUUACCCGCUCUGGGUCCAGCUAAAUGCUAUUGUCUCCUCUCUAAAGACUUCUGACCCUCCUCCUGCAUGCCCAAAUUUCAAGACCAUUUUUUUCCUUUCAAGACCAUCUUCCAUCUCUUCCUUUCCUAUGGUACUUGUACCCUUCCACUUUUAUCACAAGUCCAAAUUUCUCCCAUCUGUCUGAAUUUUACAGGAAGGAGCCAAUUUGGUUUGUCUGGGUUCUCAGAACUAUUCAAUGCAGUGCUUAGGCUACAACAGGCACUCAGUAGUUCAAAGGAAGAACCAAAAGUAUCUCUAGAGACUCAGCUGACAAAAUCGAAUUUGCCUUCAAAACACAUACGCAAAACUAAAAUUUCCUUGGCCAGAGAGGGUUUUAAGGAGGAAGUAAGAAGGGAAAGCAGGUACUUAGCAAAUGCAAGUGUCUGUCUGUAUCACCACUAGGUACUGUAUAGAAAAUGUGUGAGGUGUCCAUCCCCACCUCUCAAAUGGGAAGGCAAAUAAGGAAAGGGGUUGAGAGGAUGCGCCUUUCCUGACCUUGGGGCAGGGUGGUUAACCAAUGGAUGUAGGGCUGAGCCACAUCCAAUGGGAAGCCUCAUGUGCUCCCAAAAGCCUGUUGGAAGGAAUAACCGUUUAAGUUUCUUGGGCGCCUGAGGGGAGAGAGGAGGAAAGCCAGGGGCCCAAGGCGCCAGGGUUGCGCUCAAUCCUUUGGCACUAAGUGGAUCUUCAAAAGACCUGAUAUAAGUGCGUGGAGCGGUUGAGAGGAGUGCCUCUGAGGGCUGCCCGUCUCCCUGGCGCACAAGGGGCCAGCAGAACCAGGCAUCCCCCGCUCCGGUCCAGGGGUCCAGAUCUGGGUCUGCAAACACCCGAGAGCCCAGUUCCUCCCGCCCUGGCUCAGUACCCACGCCCCUGAUAAUGGCCAUUUCUCAAGCGAGGUGACCCGCAGGCGCAAGAAGCCCGGUCAGCCCCCAGCCGCUGCCCAUAAGGCUCCCGGAGGCCCCACUUCCGGUCUCUGACCCCUUUUCUGUAAGGGAUGCAACCUGCCUCGGCGUACAAGAUUUGAGGUGCGGCCGCCCCCUGCCGGGGCGAACAGCCAUCCUCCCCAGAAUUCCCGGCGAGGGCCCGCGCCGGCCAGCAGUUGGUGCGCAAACCUUCUAGGGUACCUUCGUCGAAGCUCAGGGGGCGGGGCUAGGCGGCAUCUCCACCAAUCAGAGCCGCAGUGGGGCGGUGUGAGGGCGAGCUCGCGGGCGCCGGCCUCCCCCGACCGGCAAAACAGUUCGUCCGCUUUUUUAGGGGGUGGGGAGGGGAGACCUGUUUAAAGGCGGACAUCCUGGGGCGUGUAGCUCACUUUGGUACUUGUCACGGAUCAGGUGACGUCUGCAGUUUCUGACAAACAGGAAAUGGGGUUGCUUCCCCUGGCCUCUUUGCCUAGGCCACCAUUGCCCAGUUUGUUUAAUCCUUCAUUUGAAAUCCUAGGCUCAGAACGCCUCAAGGCUUUCUGGACUGCCCUGCGUACUAUAUUUCUUCCAACAAAACGUAUUCUACAGAGUGGAGGAUUUGGCCGUCCUUCCACCACAGUAGGAAAGAACAAGGACUACAUCCUUGGUCCCCAGUUUCCACCACAGGAUAUGGUCAGCAUUAUUGAAUGAUUGGACUAGAAUUUAGAACCAAAGAAUUUAUGAAAUCUGAGUUCUUCCAGUGCAAUUUUAGGCAGCAACCCCAAUUCAAAAAGUGUAUUUACUAAUAGGGAAAAGAAUAUUCAUUCUUUCUUGUCAAAACUGCACUUUUAAUGCCUCGUGUUUUAGUCUGUGGUUUUUAUUUCUUAAAUCCUCUCCAAAUCUGACCCUCUGUCCCUCAUUGCAAUUACUCACCAUACUUUGGCCCACUCAUCGUCUCUCCCAGGAUCACUGCAACUAUCUCCUCACACUUCUCUUUUCUUUCUCUUUACCCACAGUGCAAAUUUGAUCAUGUCUCUCUUCUACUUCUAAACUCUCCUAUUUCCCUCAAGAUAAUAUUCAUCUUUUUAUGCCUGAAAAUUCAAGGCCUUUCACAAUCUGUCACUACUGUCUCCAUCCCACCUCAUCCAUAUCCCAUGCAGCCAUCUGUUCUCUGACUUCCACAUUCUCCUCCUCUGGUCCUUUGGGAUGCCCUCCUCACCCCUCCCCGCAUUUCUGUUUUCCACCAAAUGAUCCAUAAUACCAGGUAAAAGCCAAGGAGUGAUUGAGGAAAAGUGCCACUUGGGGGGCUUGGCUUAUCCAUUGGCACACUAGUGCCAACUAGUGGCUGCUGGGUGAACAGUUAUAUCAGGGCUGCUUUUAACAUCGAACCAGAUUGUGAGAGAAUGCAGAUUGCUGUGGAAGGGGUCCUUGGCUGGGGCUAGGACAUCAUUCAUUUGGUCACUCUAGAGUGUCCAUGGCAUCCCAAGUGACUUUAGUAAAGCAGUGUUCUGACCUCAAUGCUCUAUGGCUUAAUGCUCUAUGAUAAACCCCAAAUUUUAAUCACAUUCUGGCCCUUACAGAGUACACCUUCAAUAGCCUCCUUCGGCACACUAAACUUCAGCCAACAUGACUAUUGGGUAUUCCUCCAUCUAACUGUCUAACCCUAAAACUUUCUGUCCUUUCUCCUUGUCUGCCUUUGUUCUGUCUGUAAGGUUGUCUGGUGAUACCAAAUUAAUCACCACUUCCUCUAUGAACCAUGAGCUCAUUCCUUGAGCUGUUAUUAACUUUUCCAGGCAUUCUUCUAUGUUAUGUGUAGUGUCUUGGAAGCAGUGUGGUUUCUACAGUCAGAAAAAAAGCUGAUUUCAGAUUCUUGCUCUGCUACUUAGCUCAAAACCUUGGGCGAGUCAUUUUACUUUUCUGAUCUUCAGUUUCCUCAUCUUUUGUGAUAUUAAAGUAAAAUAAGAUAAGUGUAAUACAGGUGUCAGCUGGAGUUACACAAUCUUCCCCUUCCACCACAUGGUUCAGAAAGUCUAAGAUUCCUAGGUGGGAUCCCUUCCAUUCUCAUAUUCAUUCUUAUAUUCUCUCUCUCUCUCUCUCUCUCUCUCUCUCUCUCUCAACACAGAGCCUUUCCACUGAGCUACAUCCCACACCACUUUUUAUUUUAAGACAGAGUCCUUCUAGGUUGCCCAGGCUGGCCCCUAAGUUGUGAUCCUCUUGCCUCAGCCUCCCAAAGUACUAGAAGUAUAGGCAUGCACCACCACACCGGUUAUCUAUGACUCUGAGGGUUGGCAUCCUCUAUACCAUCUUGUCUAAGGUUCUCAGUGCAAACUAUCUCCUAUCAUAAAACUCAGAUCUUUUUUUUUUUUGGUACCGGGGGUUGAACUCUUGUCCUUCUGCUUGCGAAGCAGGCGGUGGAACCACUGAGCUAAAUCCCCAGCCCUCUCAGAUCUUUUCUUUAGUUUCACUUAUUCAUUUUCUAAGUGCCUCCCAGGUGCUAAGGAUGCAGCAGUAAGAGAAACAGAUUUAUAUUUGUGGAGUUUACCUUCUAUUGAUUGCAAUAAGCAAUCAAUGUAUAAUAAAUGUGUCAGAUGGUGAUUUGUAUUAUGGAAGAAAAAGAAGCUAAACUAAGGAUAAAGAGGAUGAUGAAUUGUGAGGGCUGCAAUGGGGAUAGCAGUCAGUUUUAGAUAAUUUGAAGGCCUUCCUGAGGAGGUCAUAUUUAAACAAAGACCUGAAUGAAGUAAAAGAGCAAAUCAUAGACAUAUCUAGGGGGAAAACCUUCUAAGCAAUUUCAAAGGUGCUAAGGGAGAACCAUGUUUGGUGUAUUGGAGGGAUUAGCAAGGAGGUCCACAGCUAGGCCAAGGUGACAUAUACAUGAAAUCAGAGAGGUGGUGGGAUGCUAGGUACGUAGGAUCUCAUGGGUCACAUGAGAAUUUCGGGUUUUAUUUCAGUGCUGAUAAGCCACUGGAGAACAUUGGCCAGAGAAACGACAAUCUGACAUAUAUAUAUAUAUUGUACCGGGAAUUGAACUCGGGACCUUGUGCUUUCGAGGCAGGUGCCAGAACCACUGAGCUAAACCCCCGGCCCCUGAUUUAUAUUUUUAAAGGAUCAUCUGUCUUCUGUAAGUUGUAGGGGAGUGUUAUGGUUUAUAUCUAGAUGUACCCUCAAAGUCCCACAUGCUCAUAGGUAGAGCUGUUGGGAGGCAAUUAGAUCAUGGAGACACUAUACUCUUUGGUGGAAUAGUCCACUGAUGAGUUUAUGGCUAAAUGUGCUGUUAGCAGGUAGGGUCCGGUCACAAGAAGUGGGUCACUGAGAGCAUGGCUCAGAAGAGGAUAUCUCCCUCCCUAUCUCUUCCUUUUGCACUCUGCUUCCUGGCCACCAUGACAUGAGCAGCUUUCCUCCAUGGCACCACUUCCACUAUGCUUUUUUCUGUGUUUGAGCCUGCCGAACAAGGACUGAAACUUCUGCAAUGUGAGCCAAAAUAAACCUUUCCUCCUUUAAGUUGUAGGUGUCAGGUAUUGUGUCUCAGCAAUGAAGACAGUAAGACAGGGAGCAAAAGCAGAAAUGGGAACACCAGUCACGAGGCAGCUGCUGUUGUCAGGUGAGAGGUGAUGAUGGCCUGCCCCAUGUAGUGGCAGCAAGUAGAUGUGGUCAUAAUGGAGAUGCAUCUUGAAGUUUCAGCCAACACAGUUUGCUGAUGUGACUGGCUGUGAGGUUUGAGAAAAAGAGAAAUAAAAGCUGGAUUCACUGGAAUUAACUGAAAAUGGAAUAUUGAUGGAGACGGGAAUUGUUUGGUUUUGGGUGUAUUGAGUUGGAUGCCCAAUAGAUAUUCGAGUAAAGACAUGGAGUAGGCAGUUGGAUAUAAUAAGCUGGGGUUCAUGUAAAUCUCUGUGGAACGUUUGGGGAAGAAAGGAUAUAAAUCACAGCAACAUAACCUAAAAUUGAAUUUUAGACAUCUAAGUUCCUUGGCCUCUUCCAGGCUCAAGCUCUAGGCCUGAAUGCCAACCAGUUUUCCCUACUACCCACCUAGUUAUUAAAGGCUUUGCUAAUGCUCUAAAAUGACACUGGUCAGAAAACAUAUCUAUUUAAAUUAUGAGCUGUCCUUCACCAGUGUUCAUCAAGGAAUCAUAAUUAUCUCCUUAACAAAAUUUGAAAUUUCUUACAAAAGUUAUCCUACAUGUUUGCAUUAAACAGUUGGUAAAGUGAAAACAUAAAAGUUAUUUAUUAUGUGAUAGUGGUUUUCUUUCCUUCUUAGAGUCACUGUUUUUGUUCCAUUCUUCUAAUAGACUGGCCUCCAGUGCCUCAUAAACAAAGGACUUGAUUUGAUUUAAGGCUCAGGAGAAGAAUGGUGUUGACCCCAACCUAGGAUAUCAGCUGUUCCAUCUUUCUUUACUUCUCAAAACACAUUACUCAUACCUUUCUCCUAGAGUAGUUAUCUUCAAAUUUUCUUGCUCAUGGACUCCCUAAAGGAAUUUUGGAGAGAUCGCUUCUUGGCCUUUUGGCCGAGAUCAAGUGUAGGAAUUUUGGAGAACUGUACUGCUUAGCCAUUUACAUUAAAAUUUUCAUCUUAAAUUCAAAUAUUUGCAAGAGAUUUGAUUUCUUAUAUAUGAUGUUGACAUUUUAAAAUAUGGGCUUGGGGUGUGGCUUAGUGGUAGAGCUCUUGCCUUGCAAGCAGGAGGCUCUGGGUUUGAUCCUCACACUACAAAGAAAAAAAAAUAACUCUUCAAAAUAUAUCCAACAUUAUAUCAAAGUGAUAUAUCCAUAUCCAGAAGAUAUGAGAUCUUAUACAUGUUUUGUUAGAUUUACACCUAAGUAUUUCAGUUUUCAGGAUAUUAAUAUAACUGAUAACCUGUUUUAAUUUCAAUUUCUACUUGUUCAUUGUUGGGGCUAUAGUUUGGAUGUUUAACAACCCCCAAAAGUCUCUGUGUUAAAGGCUCGGUCUCUAGAGAGGAGUUAUCAUUGUAAGGCAGUAGAACCUUUGAGAGGUGGGGCCUAGUGGGAGGUCCUUACAUUAUUGGAGGUGUACCUCCAAAAGGGAUUGUGGGACCCAGGCCACUUCCUCUUUCUCUUUUGCUCUCUGGCCCGUGACAUAAGUAGGUUUGCUCCAACAUGCACUCCCUGCCCUUGCAAUCUGGCAGCACCCCAUCAGAAGCCAAAAGCAAUGGGCCCACCUGAUCUUGGACUGGAACCUCUAAAACUGUGAGCCAAAAUAAACCUUUUCUAAGUUAAUUAUCUCAAAUAUUUCAUCAUGGUAAUGGAAAGCUCACUAACAGAGCUGGUAUAUAUGAAAGUGCUUGCCUUUUUAUGUUAAUCUUAUACCUCUAGCCUUACUCAUUUAUUAGUUUCAGAAGUUUUUGGUGGUGGUGGUAUUGAUUUUGGGGGAUUUUCUACAGAGCCAAAUAUCAUCUACAAGCAAAGAUGUUUUUAUUUCUUUCUUCUAAAACUAUAUAUAUUUACCUCCUUUUCUUAUUGCAUAAGCUAGCACAUUUAGUACAGUGUUGAAAAGGAGCUGUGAGAGGGGACAAUAUGGCCUUGUUCCUGAUUUUAGCAAUAAAGCUUCAAACUUCUCACCAUUAAGUAUAUUAACUGUAAGGUUUUCAUAUACAUUCUUUAUGAAGUUGAAGAAAUUUCUAUUCUUAGUUUACUAAGAAUUUUUGUCAUGUAUGGAUGUUGCGAUUUUGUGAAAUACUUUUUCUGAACCCAUUGAUAUGGUGGUAUGAUUACUCUUCUUUAGCCUGAUAAUAUGAUUGAUUGAAUUAAUUGAUUUCUAAAUGUUGAACUAGGGGUAGGGAGGAGAGGAGAAGGGGAUGAAAAAAGAAUGUAUUAUGUACAUGUACCAACUUUCCAUGAUAAAUGUAAUCAUUUUGUACUGCAAACAUGUACUAAUAAAAAAUUUUAAAAAUAAA
Heterocephalus glaber (naked mole-rat) is the source of this 9708-nucleotide messenger RNA. It is a transcript of the gene Slc2a1, whose product is annotated as solute carrier family 2 member 1. Gene Ontology annotation, biological process: response to insulin; dehydroascorbic acid transport. The record is from RefSeq and is a predicted model, not a curated record. Gene Ontology annotation, cellular component: apical plasma membrane; basolateral plasma membrane; plasma membrane. Lineage: Eukaryota; Metazoa; Chordata; Mammalia; Rodentia; Bathyergidae. Gene Ontology annotation, molecular function: D-glucose transmembrane transporter activity.